Messenger RNA from Stomoxys calcitrans (stable fly), 1606 nucleotides. Its product is annotated as zinc finger protein 1 homolog. The transcript is spliced from 3 exons. The coding region runs from base 129 to 1595 and encodes 488 amino acids. The record is from RefSeq and is a predicted model, not a curated record. Gene Ontology annotation, molecular function: zinc ion binding. Lineage: Eukaryota; Metazoa; Arthropoda; Insecta; Diptera; Muscidae. Gene Ontology annotation, cellular component: nucleus.
AGUAACGUCAUUACUCUGUGCAGUGUAAAUCUGGGAAAUUUUGGAAACAGGCGAACCUACAUUAUCUGCUCUUCAAAGAAAACAAAACAGGAAGUAAGAAAUAGCGGUCAUUUAAAAACGAAAGAAAUAUGGAAGUUUUCGAUAAUUGUCGCAUAUGUUUACAAGCCAUUCCUCAUGAGCCCAUCAAAAUGACCCGUUCCAUCCUGAAGUUCAUAGAACAAGGUCUGCAAAUGCCACACAUUACCCGAAAGUUGGAUAGCACAAAUGUCAAGCAGAACCUUUGUGCAGCAUGCUUUAAUAAAUUGGCUGAAUUUCAAGAUUUCCAUGAAGUGUGUAAGGAUGCUGAUGAGUUUUGGAAAAGAACAUUUCCGAAAGAGCACGACGAAGGGCAGCAUGCUGUUGACACAAAAAAAGAGCUACAAAUGGAACAGAAUCAAAUAGCCGUAGUUGAUGUCACUUCGACAUGCACUCAAGAACAGGAAAUGCAACUGGAAGUGUAUCCAGAAUCGAAAUCAGAAGAAGAGAAUGACGAAUUACUUUUAUCUCUACCAUUCACGGAUCAAGCCGACCAAGAAGUUCAAUCGGAAAAUGAAGAUAAACCAGACAAGAUAGUCGAUGUUAACGCUGGUCAUGUUUCUGUCGAAUGGCGGACAGAAGAUGAAGAGUCUGUGAUUGAAUCAGAAAACGAUGGCAGUGGUGUUGAGGAUCAGGAUAUCAUAGAAUAUGAAUACGUGUUGCCACAAGAAAAUAGCAGUCUAAGAAAGGAGGGCAUAGAAGAUAUUGUCGCAAACGAUGACGAAGCACAUUCUCAAAUGGAAAAUCAACCAUAUGUCUAUGAAGUGGGUGAUGAUGAUUCUUGCACAUUAGUACAAGACUCUUACGACGAUGGCAUGGAGAAUGCCACAGAAACAUCCACAUUGGACACACCAAUGGAAGUUUCAGCAUCAGCAAAUACCUAUAUAGUUAAGACGGUUCUAGAUGACAAUGGAAAGGUAAAGAAAUCCUAUCAAUGUCAACAUUGCGAUAGGUGUUUUGAUCGCAUCUACGACAUAGAAUCACACUACAAUAUACACACGGAUGUUAAACCUUACAAGUGUGAAAUUUGUGGCAAAUCGUUUAGGCAGAAGAAUAUACUUACCACACAUCAGGCAGCUUUGCAUUUUGGCAAAAAAAUCGAAUGCCCUGAAUGUGGCAAGAUGUUUGCACGGCGCUCACAACUCAUACUGCACUUCCGCAUGCAUCGUGACGAAAAGCCUUUCGUUUGUGAAUUCGUAGAUUGCCAGGCGGCCUUUAGGCAGCGCCAACACUUGGUCGAUCAUUUAUUUAUUCACACGGGAGAGAAGAAUUUCCAAUGUUCCACAUGUGAAAAGGCGUUCCAAACAAGAAAACGGCUACAGGAUCACAUUUACAAAGUACAUUCCUAUCACCGCUACGGUUGUGAUAGAUGUGAGAAGAUGUUCCUUAAACCACAUAUGCUUCGUAAUCAUCUUGCCUCAGCCCAUAAAGUGGCAGUCAAAGAUGUCUCGCAUUUAAAGAUUUUGGUAGACCCUAUAAGAAGUUUUAAGAAAUCAGAUUGGAAAUACAAUAAAAAUUAGUGCAAACGUUA